Messenger RNA from Chilo suppressalis (striped riceborer), 1603 nucleotides. The record is from the annotation of a GenBank genome assembly. NCBI's taxonomy places the organism in Eukaryota, Metazoa, Arthropoda, Insecta, Lepidoptera, Crambidae.
UCAAAUGCGAGACUGCGAGAGUGAGUUUCGCUUUUCGUUCACAAUUUUGUUGAGUAAGAAAUAAUAAAUUUUAUUGUUAGAAGAUGCCUGCGGGAGGUUCUGCUACGGAUUCUCUAAGAGAAAAAGCGUUUCAAGAUUAUAGAAAGAAGUUGAUGGAGCACAAAGAAGUUGAAUCCAGGCUGAAAGACAUGAGAGAACAGUUGAAAGACUUGACCAAACAAUAUGAUAAGAGUGAAAAUGAUCUGAAAGCCCUACAAAGUGUUGGUCAGAUUGUUGGAGAGGUGCUGAAGCAAUUAACAGAAGAAAAAUUUAUUGUAAAAGCUACAAAUGGUCCUCGUUAUGUUGUUGGGUGUCGACGACAGCUAGACAAGAACAAGUUGAAGGGUGGCACCAGAGUUGCUCUAGAUAUGACCACCCUGACAAUUAUGAGACAUUUACCAAGAGAGGUUGAUCCUCUGGUGUACAACAUGAGCCAUGAGGACCCAGGUGAUGUCACAUACGCUGCCAUUGGGGGUCUGCAGGAACAGAUCAGACAGCUCAGAGAAGUCAUUGAACUGCCACUGAUGAACCCGGAACUGUUUGUCCGAGUCGGCAUUACCCCGCCUAAAGGGUGCCUGCUGUAUGGUCCACCAGGCACUGGCAAGACCUUGCUGGCCAGGGCCGUCGCUUCUCAACUUGAUGCCAACUUUUUAAAGGUGGUGUCGUCAGCUAUCGUGGAUAAAUACAUCGGCGAGUCCGCCCGCCUGAUCCGCGAGAUGUUCAACUACGCACGCGACCACCAGCCCUGCAUCAUAUUCAUGGACGAAAUAGACGCAAUCGGCGGUAGACGUUUCUCUGAAGGCACAAGCGCCGACAGAGAGAUCCAGCGUACACUGAUGGAAUUGCUUAACCAGAUGGACGGGUUCGACUCCCUGGGCCAGGUGAAGAUCAUCAUGGCCACCAAUAGGCCGGACACCUUAGACCCUGCGUUGUUGAGACCGGGCAGGUUGGAUAGGAAGAUCGAAAUACCUUUACCCAAUGAACAAGCUAGGUUGGAAAUCCUGAAGAUCCACGCUGCGCCCAUAGCCAAACACGGUGAAAUGGACUACGAGGCGGUAGUCAAACUAUCGGACACAUUCAACGGCGCGGAUUUGAGGAACGUUUGCACUGAAGCGGGACUGUUCGCCAUCAGGGCGGAGAGGGAAUACAUCAUACAGGAGGAUCUUAUGAAAGCUGUGCGGAAAGUGGCCGAUAACAAGAAGUUGGAAAGCAAGCUGGACUACAAACCGGUUUAAUUAUUAAUCCUACUAUUAUUAAACUUAAAAUGUAAUUAUGUACUAUAACGUUAUAGAACUUAAACUGAUGUCAUUUUAGAGAUACAAUCAAUAACGAUGAAUAAUAUAUCGAUUUUUAUAUAUUUAUAUAAAAAAACCAUAAAUUGUGAGCCCCUAGCGCAUUUUAUUUCAAUAAAGACAAUUCAAUGUUUUUAACCUUUUUUAUAUUUCUUUGUCUACUAAACAAUACAAUUUUUAGCUUUACGCCUUAAAUCCCUAAAUAGUUUGUCUAGAGCAUAGACUUUAGGCGUUGUACAUUCGUUUUCAGACACAUUAAUUUUAUUUAUAUA